Molecule: messenger RNA, 862 nt
Organism: Hypoxylon trugodes
Lineage: Eukaryota; Fungi; Ascomycota; Sordariomycetes; Xylariales; Hypoxylaceae
Exons: 3
Coding region: 156-782 (208 amino acids)
Biological process (GO): telomere maintenance via recombination; tRNA threonylcarbamoyladenosine modification
Cellular component (GO): EKC/KEOPS complex; cytosol; nucleus
Source: RefSeq, a predicted model, not a curated record
AUAAUCAUUAAUCCUAUCGUCAUCCACCUUGGCGUUGCCAUAUUUGUAGACUUACUAGAUGAUCGAGACAAUUACGGCAGAAUCCCAAAAUAUCAAUCUCAUAAUUUGCAGGACUUACAAAUAUCAAAUUCGCGAAUAUUCGAAGGCAGUCAACGAUGGGUUCUUCCGAAAACGAUAGCGCAGCGGCGCCGUCCGAAGUGCUAGAGACAAUUCAACUAGAACACGUGCCUUCGACUCACACAGUUCACGUCGCUGUCUUCAAGGACGUUACCAACGCAGAAUUUCUACACCAACAGCUAUUAAGUCGAAACUCCGAAUAUGAAUAUGCCUUCAUAGAUGCUACUUCUGUAACUUCACGGCUCCAAGUCCUAGCCGCCGUCUUCAAAGCGAUAACAAUACAACUGAGUGGUAAUAUGAAAACGCCCAAUAUCCAUUCUGAGAUCGUAUGCUCGCUAAGCCCGAAUAAAAACAUCUCCGAAGCGUACCGCCGCUUCGGCAUAACACCCACAAGCAGACACCUAAUCAUCGUAAAAGUGCUCAUAUCACCACCCUCCACACUAACCCCCACCACCAUAUCCCAACAUCUCCUCACCAAUGUCAGCGGCACACCUAUCCCGUUUACGGAUUCAAUUCUACAAUCAGACCUCACGGACUGGGGCAAGGUGCGCAAGUAUUAUAAGUUGAAUGGGGUGAAUUGGUUGGAUAGCGUUAAAGAUGAGGCGCAGAGGAGGAAGGAGACGGAGAUGCUUGUUUUGGGUGGUAUGGCGUUGCGGGGUUUAUGAGUCGUCAUAUAUUCGCGGUGAAUAUGGCCUGAAAUAUGCUAGUGGAUGAAUGGGACCGAUACAAGGAAAAAGAAUUAUGA